Molecule: messenger RNA, 723 nt
Organism: Coniophora puteana RWD-64-598 SS2
Lineage: Eukaryota; Fungi; Basidiomycota; Agaricomycetes; Boletales; Coniophoraceae
Product: WD40 repeat-like protein
Exons: 4
Molecular function (GO): protein binding
Source: RefSeq, a predicted model, not a curated record
AUGCCAUCAGACACACACUCGACGCCCGAUGUGGAUGACCCACUCCGGCCCUUCGUAGGCCAUACAGGAAAAAUCACUGCCAUCGAGUACUCUCCUGACGGCCGACUCAUCGCAACUGCAUCAGAGGAUGCUACUGUGCGUCUCUGGGAUCCUCUAACGGGCCAGCAGUUCCAGAAGCUCGACACGACUUACCGAGCGGAAGGCCAUACAGGAAAAAUCACUGCUAUCGAGUACUCUCCUGACGGCCGACUCAUCGCAACUGCAUCAGAGGAUGCCAGCGUGCGUCUCUGGGAUCCCCAAACAGGCCAACAAAUCCAGAUGAUCGAGACCCAUUGGCCAGCGCACUCCCUUACCUUCUCUCCCUCCGGCCUACACCUCGCUACUAUCUGCGCAGAAGGCACUCCGACGGACGCACCCGUUGGAAAGGUCAUGCUCUGGGGGAUAAAGGAGGAUGGGGAAGAGAAGAGGCUGCUGACCACCCGGAACACAGUUCACUCUAUAGAGUGGUUCCCCGACGGACAUCGUUUCAUCACCAGUAGUAAAGACGACGACUAUAUCCGCACCUGGGACGCUGAGACCGGAGAACAAGUCCGCAAAGACUUAUUCCGUGGAGAUAAUAUCACCGCAAUCGAAUACUCCCCUGACGGCCGCCUCAUUGCGACCGCAUCUCUGGAUGACACAGUGCGUCUAUGGGAUCCCGUGACAGGACAAGCACUCCAGAAG